Molecule: messenger RNA, 1563 nt
Organism: Seriola aureovittata
Lineage: Eukaryota; Metazoa; Chordata; Actinopteri; Carangiformes; Carangidae
Gene: c3h22orf23
Product: chromosome 3 C22orf23 homolog
Exons: 7
Coding region: 175-861 (228 amino acids)
Source: RefSeq, a predicted model, not a curated record
CAAUCAAUCAGUUUUUAGAGAGGCCGUUGAUAAAAACAAAUGUGAUCAAACAUUAUCUGAAGUUUGAAGCAAAAACUCGUAUCAUCAUGUUGCCUUAACACAAAGUUUUUUGUUGGUUGCUAUAGCAACAUCACUCAGUUGCACGGGAGGAGACACUGCUGUUCACAAUUGCAGAUGGAGGCCUCUUCACAAAGAACAGCUGGCAGGGGGCUGUGGAACAACCCCAAGGCCACUCCAUACAGCAAGGAGACCCAGGAUAUGCUAAGAUUAAUGAUGCAGGAGUCAAGUCUCACCAACCGCCAGAAAAAACAGAUCAAUGAAUGUCUGAAGAACGGAGCAGCUUUGCCACUGCCCCCUGACCCCACAUCGUCAGAUUCUCCCCCUCAGCCUAAAACCAGUAAAUCUAUCCAGAAACGCCUGCCAGCCAAGCCUCAGAGACGCAGCGCUGAAUCUUGUCAGUCUGGGAACAGCUACGUCAGAGAAAAGUUCCGUCCCGCUCCCACAAGAGACUUAGAGAAAGAGAAGAGGAGGCUUCAGAAUAUACUGGCAACAGGACAAGAGGAGCCCACAGCUGCAUCUUCCCAAAAGGUUCCUGCAUGUUGGAAGCCAGACCUCAUAGAGAGAGACGAGUAUCAGGAAGUUCUGGAUGAGAUAGAGGAGAGAAGACAGUUUCUGGCAGAUAUGGCCUCUCUAGGUCAGGAGAAGCAGUACAUCAACAUCAUCAACAAUGAAAUAUCCCAGAAAAUCAGAGAACUGGAGAUACUGGACAAGGCGCGCAGUUCCAUGAAGGAUGCAGUGACAUCCAAGCGGAAAGAGGAGAGUGCAGAACAGACAGAAAAUGUGGAAGAGACUGACCACUGACUCAAUACCUGGAAAUUACUUGGAAAUGUGGUGCAAGCAAUAUAACAGCAGAACCAUUCAACACAGACUCCUAACACAUGUUCAGGUUAUGAAUUGAUUGAGUGAAGUUCAUUACAAUGAGUGUGAUACAAUACAGCAGUGAAGACAAAACAUGCUGUCAGGCCGUGAAAGCAUUAAAUUGACAAGAAACAAACAUUAUCUAUUUGCAUUAACUUAUUUUAUUUCUCUGCCUUCCAGUGUCAAUAUUUUUAUAUAAUCCUGCUGCUGCUUUAGGACAAUGUAUAGCGCUACAGAAGCCCUUGGUUUCAGCUGGACAAGAAGACAGGCACAGAGCAGAAACAGACACAACAGAGAUUACCAUUUAAAAUGGAGGACAACCAGACAAUCUCAAUGCCAAAACAGGAACAGAAUGCGUAAACAAUAUGGGCAUUUACAUUAGCUAAAUGACGCUAAUCCACAUAUGCAAUUAAAUAAUGGCACUCAUACAGUCUCAAUAUUAACAUGUUUUUUUUUCCAAUUUAAAAAGGCAAAACACUGAAACAAGGAAAAGGCAUAGUAAAAUAUAAAUUAAUGAUUGCAUAUUCAGGUUUCCCCCAAUGGUUAAAACUGUCAUAUACAGUUGUUAAAAUAUCGAAUAUCUGCCUUUUCUAAUAUUCAUUAUUGCAUGUGUGACCUUUCAUAUUAAUAAAACUUUCUACCAGA